GAGACUGCGGUGUUGUUAGUUUGAACAAAAUGGCUGCGAGACCACUGUCAACGAGAGCUCACUGAACGCCUACCAUGAGUGUCCGCUCCGCUGUCUGGAUCCACACAGAAUGUAUUUCCCCGGAGUCGUUACUCACUCUGCAUUCGCGGUAGCCAGCCCGUCGCUAGUCGUCCAACCGGCGACUUAAACUAAAAAAAAAAAAAAACCUAAAAAACAUUUCUUUUGCACUUUAAAACAAGUUGGCUGGCUGGCUGCUGGCUCACGGCCGUCGGCUUGCUCAGCGAGAACUCAUCGGCGAUUUUUUUUUCUUCUUCUUCUUCUUCUUCUUCAACGAAAACUGCCUGAAUUCUCCGGUUUGCAAAACCUUCGCAACGAUCUCAAACGCCAACCAGCUAGCUUACAUCAUUUAGCUGCUUUUAAAAGUCGUUGUAAUCGUGUUAUUAUUAUUUUUUUUUUCGUGUGUGUGUUGUUUUUGUUAUUAGUGGUGCUUCGCCCCCUUCCCCGCCCCCCUCGGUCUAUCGUGACGUUUUAACAAACUGAUUUUUUGUGAGUAUAAUUUCACAUUUUUUUGUUUUUUUUAGAGAGAAAAUCUUUUUUUUUUGCUUCAAGCAUAAAUUACCGUACUUGCUGUGUGUAUAUCUGGCUGAGUAGCCGUUGUUUACCUCGGUAUCUUGUCACCAAGCUGCUUCAGCGGGCAGCGGUCGGCUUAUCUACCAAGUCUUGACUUUAACUGCGACUAAAUGUCUGCUCCAUCUCUUUACGGGUAACUUUAGAAAAGACAUCGGAGAAUGCUUUUCUGCGUAUUUUUUUCUGCCAUGCAUCGACUCUUAACUGAAAGCUGCCAAAGCUGUGAUUAACCGCAAGCUGAUAGAAGCUAGCAACAGAAGAAAGAGAACCAUUUGAUGGAAGAAAAGAAAAAGAAAAAACAAGAAGAAAAGACCAAGAAGGACGUCGCGCAGAAAAAGGCUGCUGAUCAGAAACCCAAAGUGCCAGAGCCUGCUCCCAUUAAGCCCAGUCCCGGCCCAUCCCACCACCUCCACCCCGCCAGCCCCACGCUGCCCCUCUCCUCCUCCUCCUCUUCUGGCAAUGGCAAGCGCGCCUCCUGCAGUAGCCAGCUCCCGACUCAGACUCCCCCUCAGCAGCAGUGCCAGUUGUCCUCUGCCAGUGCUCGCUACCCGCCCAGAGAGGUGCCCCCACGCUUCCGUCAGCAGGAGCACAAACAGCUACUGAAGAGAGGCCAGCCACUGCCUGCAGGAGCCCUCAGCGCUCUCACUAUCUCCUCCUCCUCUUCCUCCUCCUCUUCACCCUCAUCAUCUUACUCUUCCUCUUCUACGAGUACCAGCAGCACUACCCCAAACUCUGCCACGUCCACUGCGGGCAACCACCACUCAGACAUAUCUCUUCAGAGUGGCCCUGGUGCCCAGUAUGAAAUCUCUCAUUGGGGAACCUCUGUACCGAUUGACAGCCCCUCCAGUGCCAACAGCUGGGACAAAGUGAUUAUUGACGGAAGUGACACAGAAGCUUGGCCCUCCAUCAGCCGCAGUAGUGACCCCAGCCACCCUGCAACACCAGAAUGCCCCUUGGGCUCAGCUAGCUCUAACCUAGAGACCAGUGCUGUCACUACCACCAGUAGGAGUAGUUUUCUGAGUAUGGCCACAGGUGCCGCAGGCCAGCAGGCCCACUAUCCUUCUCUCAAAGCUAACAAUAACAUGAUGACAGGACCUGGAUCAACCAACACAUUGGCAGGUAAUAGAGGCUGGGGCUCAGAUGGGAAACAAGAUGGUAUGAACGGUGGCCGAGGAGCGCCCAACAACUGGGGCUCUCCCAAUUUUAACUUGAACCUCAACCCUAAUGCCAACCCCUCUGCCUGGCCUGUUCUGGGCCAUGAGGGUGGUGGAGGAGGUGGCAUUGGCCCCAAUGGGGUGUCCAAUUCUUCAACUCUCCCGCCAGGUAUAAAUGGCAAUGGAAACAUGGGGAAUGGGAGCCUGGGAAAUGCGGAUAAUGGUGGGGGAGGUUGGGUUGGCAUGAUAAGUGCUAACGAAAAUGAUCAACAGCACCCUUCAACCAACACAAACUUGUCCUUCAAUAUGCAGCCUGCUAACCUUAACACUGACGGACCAAACCACACUAAACAGCAGCAACAAGCUCAGGAGCCUAUGAGCCCUAUCCAUGGCUUAACUGGCUGGGGAGGCCAGUCACCCACUGAAUCAUCCCAGCUCAAUGGGGACACAACAGGCAGCUCUGUAUGGGGUAGUGGAGAAACCAAGGCAGCUGAAUCCCCUAAGGACUCAGGCUGGGACUCAACUCCUUCUGGAGGUCUUUCUGCCUGGGGCCGCCAAGGCAGUGGUGGAGGAAGUAGUGGAAGUGGUGGCUGGGGUGACUGGGGAAAAUCCUCUGGUGGUGGAGAUGCAACUAAAGGCUGGGACUCAGUAGAUGCUGGUAGUUCGGGCUCCGGCCAGGAGCAGCAACUUAGCUCAUGGGGCCAGCAGCCUGGAACAGCCCCAGCAAGUGAAGAUAGUGGGGACAGUAGUGAAGGUCGAUCCCAUCGCAGAGACAGACCCUCCAGCGUGGAAUUUGCCCCUGUCCUACCCCGGCAGGACCUGGACCCCCGAGUGCUGAGUAACUCGGGUUGGGGACAGACCCCCAUCCGACAGCACACUGUAUGGGAGAUGGAAGAAGUCAACUCUGAUGAUGGGAAGAGCACUAGCAGCUCAGACACUAUAGGAGCCUCCAGCUCUAAUGGUGGACCUUCAUCAAGCAAUGGAGGUACAAUUAACCCCAACAUUGGUCCCAGUCAGAGGCCUGGGUCUGGAGGAAAAAGUGACAGUGAAGGAUCAUCCUCUGGCUGGGGAGCCCCCCCACCUCAGCCAAUCCAGACUGGAUCAGGAUGGGGCGACACCCCACAUUCACUCAGUAAAGCCCCAAAUGGCACUACCAGUGGCUGGGGAGAUCCUUUGCCUACCAAUGGUCCUAAAAAUGGGGGCACACCAUCCUGGGGUUCUGAGGACAAGUCACCCAGCUGGGAUCAAGGAAUGAUGAAAAGCCAGCCGACUAACUGGGGAGAGGGUCCCAAAAGCUCCCAUGGUUGGGGCAACAGUAAUGGGGGCACCAAUGGCUCCAGCACAGGGGACUGGGGAGAGCCAGACGUCAAGAAAAAUGGGUCUUCGAGCAGCAUGUGGGAAGGAGAAGGAGGUAAUGGAGGAAGUGGUGGCUGGAAGGAAAGCCCUAGAGGAGGAAACAGAGGAGGAAGCUGGGGUAAACCUACUCCUGCUGUAAGUAACAACAGCUGGGGGGAGACCCCACGUGCCAAUGGCCCAGUACAGGGAGGCUGGGGCUCUUCCAAGCCCCAGGAAAGCAGCAGCAGCAGCAGCACUGGCAGUGGAGGAGGUGGCAGCAUUGGUUCUUGGGGUGGUCCCGGUUCUGUAAAGCAGAGCAACUCUAGCUGGGGAAAUGCCAGCAAACAGGAUCAAAGCAUGGAGCCUACUGGCUGGGAAGAGCCCUCUCCUCCUUCUAUUCGCAGGAAGAUGGAAAUUGAUGACGGAACAUCCACUUGGGGUGAUCCCAACACCUACAACAAGACUGUCAACAUGUGGGAUCGAAACAAUCCCAACGGUAACCCAAGCAACAGCGGCCCACCUCCCAGUAAGAAUGGUGGAAUGAUUAUGCCCAACAAUAACAACAACAAUCACUCUGUUGUCCCCGGCAACAACAAUCACCAUCACCCUCACCACAUGCACCACCAUCCCCAUCAUGGCCAGCCCCCAACUCACCUGCAACACCAUGGAAACAACAAUGGGUCACCCAACAACACCACCUCACAUCCAGGUGCCGGCCCCCAGGGUAGACCUCCCCUCGCCAACCCAGGAUGGGGAGAGCUUCCCGGUGUUCAGCCCAAGUCAGAGCCUGCUUGGGGAGAGCCAGCAGCUCCACCGUCAGCUGUGGACAAUGGUACCUCUGCCUGGGGCAAGCCCCCAGGUGGGGUAGGAGGAUGGGGAGAUGGUGGCCAUGAGACCUCUGGCCCCUAUGGCAGGGCCAAUGGACCCCCAGGUUCUGCACCUUGCAAGCCAGGCCCCAAACCUAUGCAAGAUAGCUGGGGAAAUGGAGGAGAGGAGAUGGGUAUGUCUACCGGCCAAUGGGACACUGAGGAUGGGGACGUAUGGAACAGCCCCACCUCCCAGGAGAGCAGCUCUUCUUGCAACUCCUGGGGCAAUGGACCCAAGAAGUGCCCAAGCAAGGGGAAGAUGGGUAACAAGCCAGAUGAGGCUUGGAUCAUGAACCGUCUCAUCAAACAGCUCACUGACAUGGGCUUUCCGAGAGACCCUGCUGAGGAGGCACUGAAGAGCAACAAUAUGAACCUUGACCAGGCCAUGACCGCCCUGUUAGAGAAGAAGACGGACCUGGACAAGCGGGUCAUGGGCAUAUCUGAUUACAGCAAUGGCAUGAACAAGCCUCUUGUGUGUCGGCCCUCUGCACUCUCCAAAGACCCCUCCGACCGCACCACCUUUCUCGACAAGGAUGGUGUCCUGUCAGAUGACGCCCCCCCAUCACCAUUUCUGCCUUCCCCCAGCCUGAAGCUCCCCCUGGCCAACAGUAGCCUUCCUGGGCAGGGUUUGGGACAGGGCAAUCCGGGGCUGGCCAUGCAAAACUUGAACAACAGACAGAUACCCAGUGGAAUGUUUGGCAGUAGUGGAGCAGCACAAACCCGGGCCAUGCAGCAGCAGCCUCCUCAGCCACCAGUGCCACCUCUCAGCUCCUCCCAGCCUAGUCUACGUGCUCAAGUGCCUCAGUUUCUCUCCCCUCAGGUCCAAGCACAGCUCUUGCAGUUUGCAGCAAAAAACAUUGGUCUGAACCCUGCACUUUUAACCUCACCAAUAAACCCUCAACAAAUGACCCUGUUGUACCAACUUCAGCAACUGCAAAUGGCGUACCAGCGUUUACAAAUCCAGCAGCAGAUGAUGCAGGCGCAACGCAAUGUUUCCGGCCCCAUUAGACAACAAGAGCAGCAAGUUGCACGUACAAUCACCAACAUGCAGCAGCAGAUCCAGCAGCACCAGCGUCAGCUGUACCAGGCGCUGCUGAUGAAGCAGCAGCAACUUCCCUCUCAUUCCUCCUCUUCCUCCUCUUCGUCCGCUGGUCUGCAUCCCCCCGGUGGCCCUGCUGGAGGCCCUGGCUCCGGCAAAUCAACCCUGGACCCCUUCACAGGCCCACACCAGGCUCCGGGCCUCUCCGACACACUGCACACCAAAGAGCCGCCGUCUUCGCCCAACGCCUACAGCACCUACCCUCUCUCUGGACUGAAUCCAAACAUGAAUGUAAACUGCAUGGAGGUUGGGGGUCUGUCCCUGAAGGAGCCCCCUCAGCCCCAAUCUCGCCUGUCCCAGUGGACACACUCCAACUCCAUGGACAACCUCUCUGGCAACUCUUCAAAUUUGGAGAACAACCUCAAUAAGCACGGUGCCAUAUCUGCUGCCUCUUCCCUGGUCCCCCCUGGGAAGCCUCCCCAGCUGGAGGACUCAUACAGCCCUUACAAUCUAAUCUCCAGCUCUGAGUCCCCCACCAGCCCCCUGGUGCCCCCUGAUAGCUGGGGCCAGGGCAAGAGCCCCAACGAAAAGAUCUCCAACGGGACCAACAUUAACUGGCCCCCAGAGUUCUGUCCAGGGGUGCCAUGGAAGGGCCUUCAGAACAUCGACCCUGAGAAUGACCCCAAUAUGACCCCUGGCAGCGUCCCCAGCGGUCCCACCAUCAACACCAACAUCCACGACGUCAACAGAUACCUGCUGCGAGACAGGAAUGGAGGUAAACUGUCUGACAUGAAAUCCACCUGGUCUCCAGGACCCAUCUCUCAGAGCCAAGCCUCUCUGUCCCACGAGCUGUGGAAAGUCCCUCAGGGGCCACGCAACACCACAGCUCCAUCACGGCCCCCGCCAGGCCUCACCAACACCAAGCCCUCCUCCACCUGGGGUGGCAACUCACUGGGCCUGGCCCAAGGCUGGAGUGGCUCGUACUCCUCUGAGGGAACCACGUGGAGUACCGACAGCUCCAACAGGACCAGCAGCUGGCUGGUGCUGAGGAACCUCACCCCACAAAUUGAUGGUUCCACUCUGCGGACCCUGUGCAUGCAGCAUGGCCCCCUGAUCACAUUCCAUCUCAACCUGACCCAGGGGAACGCUGUGGUGCGCUACAGCUCCAAGGACGAGGCUGCCAAGGCCCAGAAGUCCCUGCACAUGUGUGUGCUUGGAAACACCACAAUCCUGGCGGAGUUUGCCGGCGAGGAGGAGGUGAACCGCUUCUUUGCACAAGGCCAGUCGCUGGGGGCAAACACCACGAGCUGGCAGGCCAACCCGGGAACCAAUCAAAACCGGAUGGGCGGAGCGACGCAGUCCCACUCCAUCGGCCAGUGGAGCAGCGGCGGCGGCGGCGGCGGAGGCAAGGCCAGCGGAGGCGACCUGCUGUGGGGCGGCGUGCCGCAGUACUCCAGCCUGUGGGGACCGCCCAGCGGAGAGGACGCCCGUGUGAUUGGGAGCCCCACCCCCAUUAACACCCUGCUGCCUGGAGAUCUGCUGAGUGGGGAGUCCAUGUAGGAUGAUGCCACGAUACACUAACCAACCAACCAACCAACCUACCCACCCACCGCCACCAUGUCAUGUAAGCCAAUGGUGGAGGGUGGGGCGGAGAAGAAGAAAAAAAAAGCAAAACAACAAAAAAAAAUUUCAUUAUGAACAGGAGCAAAACCCAAGCAAAUCAUGUGGCGAUAAUCAGUAUCAAUUUGAACUGUUUUUGAACUGUGAAUUGUGAAUCAGGAGGCUGGGGUCCCCACCACACAGACUGCAGACCCCAGUCCUUCUGCUUUACUUUGGUCCUUUUUUUUUAUUUCUUUUACCAUUUUUGAGGAAAAAGAAUCUACUUUUUCUUUUUC
Stegastes partitus (bicolor damselfish) is the source of this 6916-nucleotide messenger RNA. Its product is annotated as trinucleotide repeat-containing gene 6C protein-like. Gene Ontology annotation, cellular component: nucleoplasm; P-body. Gene Ontology annotation, molecular function: RNA binding; protein binding. The record is from RefSeq and is a predicted model, not a curated record. The transcript is spliced from 22 exons. NCBI's taxonomy places the organism in Eukaryota, Metazoa, Chordata, Actinopteri, Pomacentridae. Bases 903 to 6581 code for a protein of 1892 amino acids. Gene Ontology annotation, biological process: miRNA-mediated post-transcriptional gene silencing; positive regulation of nuclear-transcribed mRNA poly(A) tail shortening.